This is a messenger RNA of Menidia menidia (Atlantic silverside), 6287 nucleotides long. NCBI's taxonomy places the organism in Eukaryota, Metazoa, Chordata, Actinopteri, Atheriniformes, Atherinopsidae. The record is from the annotation of a GenBank genome assembly.
UUGAGCAUUUGGUCGAGAUCAUGUGUCGCAAUCAUCGCCGUCAGUCAGGGCGGCAGAUGUGUGUUCCUCCGGUUCAUGUGGGUCAUUCAGGCGCACCGGUCAACGCUGCCCAGCGGUCUGAGAGGAGAGCGGGAACCAGUGGAAAACCUCGGCGUUUGGUGGCCCUCUGCCUCUCUCCGAGUUGACCCUCGUCCAGCUUCCAAGACGGGGUUGGUGCCCACUCUCACUGGCUCCCAAAGACAGGGCGAACACUUGGAACCGCGUGUCGGCGUGUUUUCAUUCCAGCGCAAAUGGCGGGGGGACUUCAGCCUUUUCCGGCCUCCGCUGGACGCUUCGGACCCCUCAGCUAGAGUCAUCGGAAGCUAUCUGACCCAAAACUGCAGCAUGGCGCGUCGCUCUCAGUGUUCCUCUGCCGGGGAUAACCCCCUUGACCCCAACUACCUCCCUCCCCACUAUCGGGAGGAAUACCGCCUAGCCAUCGACGCGCUGAUCGAGGAGGAUGUGGAAGGCUACUAUCAGUUCCUGCUCAAGGCGGACGUGGUCGACUUUUUGUCCGAUUCUGAAAUCCGGUACAUUCAGAACUCUGUUCAGGCUCCCAAGCAGAGCGGCCAGCCUGAGCUGCACUUCCUGGACAGAGCGGACGAUGGCUCCUCGGACACUUACUGGCCCAUUCACUCCGACCAGGAGGUCCCAGGUCUGGACCUUGGCUGGCCUCAGAUGCAUCCCUUCAUUGGACCCACUGAGGUUAUCACUCUGAUAAACCCCCCGGAGCCGGACAUGCCCAGUAUCAAGGAGCAGGCUCGACGGCUCAUAAAGAAUGCUCAGCAGGUUGUUGCCGUAGUGAUGGACGUGUUCACUGACGUGGACAUGUUUGCGGAUAUUCUCAACGCCGCCCAGAGGAGCGUCGCCGUCUACGUCCUGCUGGACGAGCAGAAUGCCCACCGCUUCGUCAACAUGGCCGCCAACUGUAGAGUGGAUCUGCAGAGCAUUCCGUUUUUAUGCGUGAGAACCGUGGGUGGCAUCACGUAUCAGUGCCGAACAGGGAAGUCCCUCAAGGGUCAGAUGAUGGAUCGCUUCUUGCUGACCGACUGCAGGGCUGUGCUGAGUGGGAAUUACAGCUUCAUGUGGUCCUUUGAGAAGCUGCACCGCUGCAUGGCUCACCUUUUCUUAGGGCAGCUUGUGACCACGUUUGACGAGGAGUUUCGGAUUCUGUUCGCUCAGUCCCAGCCGCUGGUUCUCGAGCCCGCGCCGGCGCCGGUGGAAGACUUGGGUCUUUUGCAUAAGAGGCAAUACCCAAACGAAAGAGUUCCGCUGUACCGUGAGCCCAGAAAGUUUCUAUCUGUGGAUCAAACUGAUGAACGGGGCAGACAUUCCUACGAUGAGCGACAGGAGGGGGAUUGGAGGAUGAUGGCGCUCAAAAGGCAGGAGUCUCUCCGCGGCCCCGCAGAUAUAUACAGUAGGCUCUCGGCGCAGCAGUCGCGGGCGGAUCCUUGUUUCGAUCAGGGCCCUUCCAGGAUCGCCAUGCUGGAAAACCCUUCCCUCAAACGGCACUCUUAUGCCGAAGGUGCUCCCGGCAAGUACUCCUUCCUGCAGCAGGGAAUGCCAGACUCUGAGCCCCACCUAAAGCAUUUUUACAGGGGCCAGCAGCCUUAUCAGGGACCGGGGCCAGAUGUCGAAUACAGCGGCUAUGAAAAGUUCCGGAACCCAGACUAUCACCCGACCGACCAGUACCCUGAACCAGGUUUACCGCAAGAUGCACAACCGCCGGAAACCUUUGACCCGGUUCUUAACUAUUUAUCAUCUACCAGAAAUCUGGACUUUGAGCAGAGCUCGCAUAUGGCCGACUUACCAUUCAGUUCAUCUCACCAGAGAAGGCUGAGUCUAGAUCAGCCACACGUGUUUCAGACGUCUCCCACCCCUUCAAACUCGGCUGAUCAAAAACCCUUCUUAUUAGAUCCUGCCGCUGACAGAAAGGAUCCGACGGUCAAACAGGGGCUGAGAAACUGGAGGAUUAGCUCAUAUCUGAGCGCAUAUGAGAAUCCCAGAGAAGAGGGGCUGCCAGUGGCACCAGAUGUUUUUGAAGAGCCCCCUAAUCCCAUGCAGAAAAUCGCACCGGGCACUGAUGUGUCGGCUCCCAAAAUACCUAAUGUCAGAGAGUUUAAGGUCUCUACGAUAAAUAGGGUGAGCCAGAUGCCAAGCUAUGCCAAAACGGCUAGUCGAGAACAGCCAAAGAAAUUGCUGGACGAACCUUCUGCGGCGGGGGCAGACCCAAAAAGAACACCCACGCCCUCAGAAUUGUCCUCAUCAACUGAGGGGGAAAAGACAGAGGAGGCGGAGCAAAAGGAGCCGAAGAGCACUGUGCUUCGAAGGGAGGACUCUUUCAAAAGGAAUUACAACGCCGCCCUGCAGAGGAGCUCCAGGCUGAGGUCCUCUCUGAUUUUCAGCUCUCUGGACCAACAGCAGUCCCCUCAGGAAGCUGACCAGCAGGAUGAGCCUGGCGAGAAGAAUGAGACCGCACACACAAAAACUCCCUUUGUUUCUCAUGUUUUGGGACAGAGGAGGCCGGCUACGAGAGAACCCAUUGAGUGGAGUAAAUACAUAAAGCCCGCCACGUUUGAUGGGUCGUCUGCAGAAGCGUCCAAAGCGGAUGACGGGGAGGCGGUGAAGAGCGAAGAUGCGAAUGAUACAAAAGAUCCAGGAGCCCAGGAUCCGUUAAAACCAGCCCAUGUGAAGCAGGACAGUCCUCCGCCAGCAACGCCUCAACCCAAGCUCUCCGAAGCCGAGAUGGCAAAAACCGAUCAACCGUUUCAACCACCGAAACCCUUCAUGCCAACCCAGCCAUUUAUAGACAUGAACGAUCCCGAUAACAGGCUGAUGUUUUUUAAAGAGUUGGCGGCAAAGCGCAAAGCUGAAAAGAGAAAAGAGGAGGAGGCCCGGGCCAAACUACUAGCAGAGGUUGAAAACGCUGCCAGCUGCCAGAAGACAGAGCCCCCUCCAAAAGAAACCUCAGAGUCCGAAGGCUCAUCAGAAAACACUGGACCUGCAGGGGAGGUGAGGAAGGCCACAGAAGCCUCUCUCUUUUCAGAUGUAGGUCAGCAUACCAGAAAGAGGGAAGGUCUCGUCGAUAAAGCUUCUCAUACCCCCCAAAGCUGCGGUGAACGUGGAGACGUGGACAGCCGCCUCGACACAGGCCUUCAAACCUGUCCGAGCAAUCCAGCAGAAGAAUGCAGACCUUUUGGAGUGGAGAGCGGUAAUCCACCUCCUGUUUCUGAAGCUAUCGAUGAACGAGACGGUCCAAAACUAGUCUCUGCCUCGGAGGAGUCCGUUUCUGUCAUUUCCAGUUCAGUGGAGGUUCCGUCGUCUCUUACUUCAGAGGUUGAAACCCAAAAUCCCGACUCGGAGCCGGAUGCCGAAUCAAGCACUCCGAUCCAGUUGAGGGAAAGCUCUUGUGAUCAAACUCCACUAGAUUCUGGUUCCCAGAUCAGCCCCUCCAGCCCAAGGGGAACAUUACCUUCUGAUACAGUGAAAGAAGACUCUAUCUCAGAUUAUUGUCCAAGCAUGAAAUCACCAAACGGCUUCAAAACGGGCGUGCAGGCGUCAGUCAGCCCCUUACGGCAAGCAUCCUCGCAGUCAUUUGAAGAAACUUCAGGCGGCCUAACUCCCCUAGAUUCCGCCCCUCAGUCGGCACCUGAUACCACGCAUCUGGGCUCAGAUAUCACAGUGACAGAGGAAAACUAUAAAGAACAUUCUGCCACAACACCUUCAGCUGAGGCCGAGGAGUCUGAGGCUGUUGGAUCAUUCAAGGAUAAUGGAACUGACAGCGUAUCCCUCCAUCUUGGCCCAGAGUCGGGUGCACUGCUGGGUGCAUCUGUCUUUGAACCUUCAUCUGCGAGUGCUGCAGCCAAAAGUCCGACUCAACCGCCUGUCAGUGAAACGACGGGCUCCCUGUUCAGUACCGACUUCCCCUCCAACGCGGCACAGCUGGAAACGCCUGCUUCACCGCUAGACUCGCCGAGGCAUUCCGCCUUUCCUCACCACCUUAACCUGACGGGGCCUGAUGGGCUCAGAACAGAAGCGUCAGACCAGUCGCUGUCGCCUCAGGCUGAAAAGGCCCUGGCUGAUAUUUCUGCAUUGGACGGUCUGUCCGACAAAAACCCGUCUUCCAGUGAGACGGGGCCGGAAUCGGAGGAAUCUCCCAGCGGGCCAGCAGAGCCCGCGUCGGAGGCCUCGGCAGAGCUGGAUCUGCCGUGCAGAACGGCUGAGAGCCCUGCGCCGGCGCCGUGCACGUCCCCGGACGGGAGCCGAGCGGAGGACGAGGUCCUGGACACGGACCAGAGCAGACCCGACAAACUGGAGGUGAAAGCCGACGAGCCGGCGAAGCAAAGCACGGCGGAGCCGGCGGACGCGGCCGCGUCCAAGCAGGCCAAAUCCGGCCAGUGCCGCUACCACUCGUCCACGGCCAACGUCAUCUCCAGCAGCAACCUCAGGGACGACACCAAACUGCUCCUGGAGCAGAUUUCCGCCAACUGCCAGAGCAGGAGCGAGAGCACCAAGGAGUCUCCCGUCACCGACGACGAGAAGGAGGACGAGGCGGACAAACACGCCCAGAAAGAGAAGGAGAGGGGCUUCCGGGCGCUCAGCAGAGGUCAGCCCAAGUCCAGUCAGGAGCGCGAGAAGCUGCUGGAGCGGAUCCAGUGCAUGAGGAAGGAGAGGAAGGUGUACAGUCGCUUUGAGAUGGCACCAUGAAUGGAGUCGGAGAACGUGGAGAGAAGACAAAGUGGGAAAGACUGACCCGUCUCCACAGUGUUUGGAAAAAGGACAGCGAUACGGGAGAGGGAUCGAGAUCCCUCUCUGGGUCCGCAGCAAAUCCGCUUUCCAGCGUCAGGGGAGCCUGCCUUGGAACUUUACAAAAACUACCAGCACUAAACAGAAAUUAUGCAAAGCUGGCCCGGUCACGUGCUCCACAGAGGACUCCUAUCUGUGGUCCGGCUACGGUUGUGAAAAGCACGUGGGCUCCGGCCAUGCCACGCGUGUGGAGAAAACGUGUUUUUACAGACUGCCUGGGUGAAGUGCAAUGUGUGCAGACUGUCUGGGUGGCAGGGCCCAUCCCUGCCUUUUUACCGGUGGGACUGCGCAGACUGCAGUGUCUUUUACAGUUAAAGGACGUGUUGUUAAAGUAUCAGAGAAAAAGCAGUGACUGGAGUUUUUGCAACGGCAACGUAUUUCAUUUUGCAUGGCAGUCUGAUCACUUCCAUUUUAAAGAUAUGUCAAUAGCUGCUUAUGUUUAUCUGCCAAACCAGCAAGUGUGUGAAUUCUCAUCCAUGCAUGUGUAAAUUAGCAGGUUUUUGUCUAUUUGUUAACGUUAAACACGGAGGGAAAAAACUACUUGAUUAAAGAAGAAAAGUUGAGCUCAUUUCUUUCUCCUGCAGCACUUGGAGGUUAUGUCUUUUUCCCCCUUUUUUAUGACUCAAAGCCUUUUUCAUUCAAAUAAAAAAAAAGGUUAUAUUAAGACCCUGUAAAUCCAAACCUUGCCUAAAAACAGGAGGCUGUUUUGUGAUGAGCAAACAUACUUGCACAUUAAAAAAAAGAUUUUUUUUAAUGAAUGAAUUGUGCUUGCAGACAAUGUCAAAAGUUGCAUAGAAACUUAAUUGUUUGGUUAAUGAUGAUUUAUGGCUGUCUUAUCAACAUUUGUCUUUCAAGAAUAAAAUGUUAAAAUUUCCUUUUGGCUGUUUGACACCUUUUAGCAGGAGAAGAACACGAAUCACUACAUAACUAUCACAGCUUCUGAUGUUAUCCAGCAUCGCUGGAACAAGGACAGAGCCUUAGAUUCAUUGCAUUGUAAAAUGUCAGAAACCCCUUUUUUGUGGAAUUAUUCCAUUUAACGAGAUGAAGUCAAUAAAACAGCUUCUAUUGAUCAAAGAAGCUGUUUCUGACACUGAUUGAGCAUACUCCUAAGGUAUCAGCAACAAAUCCAAAUAGUGCUCUUUCCUCUAGCACCACCCUCAGGACAAAGUAUCCUACAACUACAAAUAGCAUGUGCUUGUCUUUUCUUAGACUUGUCACUGGACUAAAUCUGCUUUAUUUCAAUUUAUGUGCCAACCUUGCUGAAGCUAUUUGUGGCUUGUAAGGGGCUCAAAUUAACCUGAUUCCCUCCAACCUUCUUGUUUUCCGAUUGGAUUCGGUAGAUUGUGUGUAGAUUGAAUACAAUAUAUUUUUUGCAAUUGGAACUUAUCAGUUCUGGCUUUCUGUGUUUGAUUCAUUUUGAAAGUGAGAGAAUUUCUCUUUCA